AUUUCUAAGAAAUUCCCACUCUAAUUGUAUAGUGUUAACUAGAAAAUAAGUGAUUUUUGGCGUAUAUAUAUAAUGAGAAAAUUUGAAUAAUAUUCACUAUAGUCUUUUUACUCUCAGUAUAAGGAACAUCUAACAAAAUGUUUGAACUUAAAACAUUUAAAGUUUCAACUUCUCUUUUUCUGCUAUUUUUAUGUGAAGGCCUAUUUUCGACUUCAGCAUCAAUAUUUGUAAGAGAGAAUCCUGACCGUACUGCUCCUGAAUAUAAUGUUGACAUUUUGGCGAUGAAUUUUCUAUCACCUUUAAAUGUAUUGGAUGUGAAUGGUUAUACAAUUAAGUAUAAUGCAGAAAUUGGUCUAGAAGAAUAUUCACAGAAUCUAAAAAAAUCCUAUGAACCAGUUAUUAAAAGGAUUAUUAAUGGCACUCAACAAUAUUACUUAGGAUACAAAGUAAACGUAGAAUUUGGAGAAAGCAAUUGUACUAAAGGACAGAAAAUUAAUUGCGUUUUAAAACAGAAUGGGGAGUCUGAAAAGUGUACUGUUAUAGUUUCUAGGACAUUAGAGGUAGUAUGUCCUUUACAAAACUACUGCAGUGCUAUUGAAGUUGGAGUAGAUAAAAAUGAGCUUCCUAUAGCUCAAGUUGAGCUGUUUGGAAAUGAUAUUAUGGAAUCUGCACAACUUGGUUUGGAGGAAUAUUCCAAGAAUCUAAACAAGCCCUAUAAACCAGUUCUAAUCAGCAUUCAUCGCGCUUAUCAGUAUGCCCAUAACAACAUAAAUAGUGCACAUUAUAAAAUACAUGUUAGUUUUGGAGAAAGAUUGAAAGAAGAAUGUAAGGAACAGAGAACUAACUGCGGGGAAUCCGAAGAUUGUAUCGUCGAAGUCCUGUACAAACAGAAAUGUUCAGGUCCUCCAGAGCUCAAGAAAGUUUCUUGCCCUUUAUUGUAAUAUGAAAUUAAAAUAUUUUCAUUUUACAAUGCUUUUUACAUGCAUUAUCUUUAGAAUCAAUUUAAAAUAUAAAUUUUUGUAAUAAUGACUUUUUAUUAUAGAACGACUUCAAGUAAACAUUAUUAUGUGUAUAAAUAUGUGAAAUUUUGAAUAAAAAUUUAGUUUCAAAUAUCGAAA
Molecule: messenger RNA, 1118 nt
Organism: Leptopilina boulardi
Lineage: Eukaryota; Metazoa; Arthropoda; Insecta; Hymenoptera; Figitidae
Exons: 4
Coding region: 138-941 (267 amino acids)
Source: RefSeq, a predicted model, not a curated record